AUGGAGGAAGCAAGCUUCGCACACAGUGGAGAUAUCUUCUCUCUCACCGACAAGUCCGGAUACCAGAUUCCGUACUACAUCAAGACAGUAGGAACAGGCGGAGAAAACGUCGGGCACCGUCGCCGGAUGCCACGAUCGUACUCCACACACUCCAUGCUGCACGAAACCAACCGCAGCCACGUAUACAUCACUGGAAGCGCCCGAGAGCAUAUCCCGUUUGUGACUAAGAGCGUACACAUGCGGGAGUGUCUGGCCGAGUUUCCUGGUACUCUCGUGUUCCUCUGCUUUGGUAUCGGGGUCAACAACCAAGUAAAUCUCUCGGACGGCGCCAACGGCACGUGGCUCAGUGUCAACAUUUGCUGGGGCAUUGGCGUUCUCGUCGGUGUCUACGUCGCUGAAGGCAUCAGCGGUGCGCACCUGAACACCGCCGUCACGUUCACACACGCAGUGUUUGGACGUCUUCCAUGGUGGAAAGUGCCAGGCUACGCAGUAGCCCAAACGAUGGGCGCGUUCUGUGCCUCUGCUCUUGUCUACGCAACUUCUGAAACAUUGGGAACUGCAUUGCUACUCAUGGCCAUCUACGCCAUCACCGACGAGCGUAACCGAGGUGCAGGCCCCGUGGGAACUCCGUUUGCAUUUGCCAUGCUGUUCAUGGCCCUCGGCAUGGCAUUGGGAAUGAAUACCGGUUACGCUUUGAACCCAGCACGUGACUUUGGUCCUCGUUUGUUCACUCUACUAGCUGGCUACGGCCCCAAGGUGUUUUCUUCCAACGCCCACUACUUCUGGGUCCCUAUCAUUGGUCCUCUUCUCGGAGGCGUUAUGGGCGCUGGAGCGUAUUUCUUUAUUGUGCAAUUGCAAGAGGACACUGACGAGGAAGAGAGUGUGUAG
Messenger RNA from Phytophthora infestans T30-4, 888 nucleotides. RefSeq names its product Major Intrinsic Protein (MIP) Family. Gene Ontology annotation, biological process: water transport; glycerol transmembrane transport. The transcript is spliced from 3 exons. Gene Ontology annotation, cellular component: plasma membrane. The record is from RefSeq and is a predicted model, not a curated record. Lineage: Eukaryota; Oomycota; Peronosporomycetes; Peronosporales; Peronosporaceae. Gene Ontology annotation, molecular function: water channel activity; glycerol channel activity. The coding region runs from base 1 to 888 and encodes 295 amino acids.